Messenger RNA from Parascedosporium putredinis, 1590 nucleotides. Lineage: Eukaryota; Fungi; Ascomycota; Sordariomycetes; Microascales; Microascaceae. The record is from the annotation of a GenBank genome assembly.
AUGGUGCCUGAGGAAGACCCCAAUAACCUCACCGGCGUCCCCGGGUCCCGGAGCCAGCUACACCCGUCCCACCAGCCGCCCACGAGCCAAAAGCUCGUUCUGUUCUUCGACGGCACCGGAAACAAGUUUACAGGUUCGAAUGCAGAUACAAACGUCGUCAAACUACUCAACAAGCUCGAUCGCAAUGACCCUAACCAGUACCAUUAUUACCAAACCGGCAUUGGGACAUACGAUAUCAAUGAAAAGUCGGUCAACAAGUCGUGGCUCGGGGAGAUGCGAAGCAAUAUCUCGCAGACGCUGGACCAGGCGAUUGGCACCACGUUCGAUGCCCACGUAAUGGCAGGCUACCGAUUUCUGAUGAGGUACUAUGACACGGGCGACAAAAUCUACAUGUUUGGUUUCAGCCGCGGCGCGUUCACGGCCAAGUUCUUAGCCCGGAUGAUCCAUACCGUGGGCCUGCUAUGCAAAGGAAACGAAGAAAUGGUCCCGUUUGCCUUUCGGCUAUACCAGCGAUACCUAGCCGGUGAAAUCGAGGAUUUCAAGACGGAACAAGCCAAAACUCGCGCCCAAUCCGCUCACCGACCACAACAGCCCGAACGCGACGCUGAGCCCUCACCUGCCGUACCCAAGCGUCGUAACCCCGGCCGGCGGUUCCGCAUGGCGCGAGACGAGAUCACCGCCUUCAGCAACACCUUUUGCCGCAAGGAAGAGGUGGUUCGAAACGGCAAAGUCGUAGAAGCCAACAUCAAGGUGUACUUUCUCGGCAUGUGGGACUGCGUCAACUCCGUCUCGGUCAUGGAGCGGGAAACCCCGGUCCCCGUGCCGGUCAAGGGAACCGCCCACUACGUACGGCACGCCGUGGCCGUCGACGAGCGUCGCGUCAAGUUCAAGCCGGCGCUUCUCGCCCAGGAUAUGCGCUGCCAGACACACGUCCAUGAAGAUAUCAAGGAGGUGUGGUUCCCCGGGUGCCACGGGGACGUGGGAGGGGGUUGGCCCGCCAUGGCGGACAACGCGCUCGACAGCGGCAACUUCGAAGGCAUGACCCACCACGAACGCACCAAGAACUUUUGGAAAACCCGCAAGGCGAAGCAAGCCAGCACGAACGCCGGCAACGACCCGUUCCAGAUGAGCGAUAUCCCGCUCGCUUGGAUGAUUCGCGAGCUCGAGCUUGUGGGGAAACAAGACCCCGCGGCGGCGGUCAGGUGGUGUAACUCGGCCAAGGGGUUCAAGAAACGGUUGCGCAAUCGCAAGGAACAGGCGUUACGCGGCUUCAUACACGAUGGGCUACAGUACAGUUCGGGUACUGGCUUUUUACCGUCAGUCUGUGGAAAAUCAUGGAACGAGUGGGUCAACGUUCGCUUCCCUCUCAAUGGCGGCGCUGCCCGCGAUAUCCCUCGAGAUGCGGUAUUGCAUGAAUCGGUGAUAUGGAGGCUGAACAAUGACGAAAAAUACAAGCCCAAGAACAAUCACGGCGGCCGCCUGCGUCCAUGCCUCAAGGACAAAGGUACUGUGUCCAAAGUCUACCCGGUGGCGGAGGAUGAAGAAAAGGACGUAGACCAUCAAACAUAUAUCCUGGCAACCAUUAAUUAA